ACAGCGGCUCGGUCGGAGUUGAGCGAGAGCGCCGUGAAUGAGGCUGCGGCGCGCGCGUGAAGUGAAUGGCUCGCGUGCGUUGGGAAAGUGGCCACGGAGCGAGGCGCUCGAGGAUCCCGUGCGUGAGCCUGCGCGACGGCGCCUAUAGCGGUGGCAGCAGCAGCAGCAGCAGCGGCAGCAGCAGCUCCUAGGGGGGGCCUCUCUCCACCUGCCCGCGGUCGCAGCGCUGAGAACCAUAAUCAAAGAUGGAAGAGACCUCAAAGAUCAUGUAGUCCAAUCCCCCCACUGAUGCAAGACACUCACUACUACAGCAUUGCUGAUCUAAGGGGGAAAGAGCUUUGCUAUUGGUAUGAGGAAACUGAUUACUAUUUCAUCAACAAUUCAAAUCUUUACUACUGGGAAAGGAAAGCCCCGCGUUUUACUAGAACAGCUCUAGCAGUAUGGAGAGUUCAGUGCAUAGCGUAAUGUCCAUGCUGUGCUACACUCUGAUUAUAGCAUUUCUGAUCGGCAUACGGGCAGCACCAAAAACUGAAGAUAAUGCACCACUGGGGUCUCCUGCAACAUCUGGCAUUUCUGAAAGCAGACGGACUAAAACACACCACAUUAUGAAAACUUCUCAGCACAGAGACCACAGCCAGCCUGUUACUGGGAAGGUAGUGAACAGGAAAUCUGGGCAAGCUGCGAGCAUCAUAGUGGAUCCAAAGCUUUUUCAGAAGAGGAGGUUCCAGUCACCUCGGGUUUUGUUCAGCACUCAGCCUCCACCUCUGUCAAGAGAUGGGCCGAGUGUGGAGUUCCUAGACAGCACAGACUCUACGAACAGGACGAUCCGAGCCAAGCGCGCAACUCACCCUGUGCACAACCGAGGAGAGUACUCUGUGUGCGACAGUGUUAGUGUGUGGGUUGCCAACAAAACCACAGCAACAGACAUUAAAGGCAAAGAGGUGACUGUGGUGGUGGACGUAAACUAUAACAACUACCCUUACAAACAGUACUUUUUCGAGACCAAGUGCAGAGACCCUAAGCCAGUGUCUAGCGGGUGCAGAGGCAUUGAUGCCAGGCAUUGGAAUUCCUACUGCACCACCACACACACCUUUGUCAAGGCACUGACAAUGGAUGGCAAGCAGGCAGCUUGGCGCUUCAUUCGGAUUGACACAGCCUGCGUAUGCGUAAUCAGUAGGAAAACAGAGAACCUCUGAGAUAGACCAACCCUCCAUCCUAUACCCACCUCCUCCCAGCCCCCUACCUCAGCCUGUAAAUUAUUUUAAGUUAUGAGGACUCUAUGGUAUAUUUAUAGUUUAUACAGUAAAGAAAUGAAUCCUCAUUAUUUAUUAAAAUCUUUUGAAACUGCU
Messenger RNA from Lacerta agilis (Sand lizard), 1349 nucleotides. RefSeq names its product nerve growth factor (gene NGF). The record is from RefSeq and is a predicted model, not a curated record. Bases 441 to 1196 code for a protein of 251 amino acids. Gene Ontology annotation, molecular function: growth factor activity; nerve growth factor receptor binding. NCBI's taxonomy places the organism in Eukaryota, Metazoa, Chordata, Lepidosauria, Squamata, Lacertidae. Gene Ontology annotation, biological process: positive regulation of peptidyl-serine phosphorylation; nerve development; neuron projection morphogenesis. The transcript has 4 exons.